Cooperia oncophora is the source of this 1092-nucleotide messenger RNA. NCBI's taxonomy places the organism in Eukaryota, Metazoa, Nematoda, Chromadorea, Rhabditida, Trichostrongylidae. The record is from the annotation of a GenBank genome assembly.
AUGGAACAGAAGGAGACCGAGGAGCAGCUCCAGAUGCGCCGCGUCGCGUUUUUCGCGGUCGUCAUCUCCACCGCGGCCGUAAUCGCUAGUGUUGUCACACUGCCCAUGCUCUACAGCUAUGUCCAAUCGUUCCAAAGUCACCUCAUCGUCGAAACGGAGUACUGCAAGAGUCGAGCAAGAGACAUGUGGGUGGAGAUGCAAGUGUUGCAUAAGUCCGGCGUUCCUCGAUCUAAGAGAGAAGCUUCCGGAACAUGGUUGUUCGGACAAUUUGUCCCAGAUGGUGGAGCCGGCGGUGGAGGACAGUAUGUAGGCGGCCCUACAUCUGCAGGACAGUAUGCAGGCGGUCCUACAUCUGCUUCUGGUGGAAACGGUGGAAGCGAUGGAAGGGGUGGAAGCGGAAGUAAUGCUGGUGUUCCCUUCGCUAACGCCCCUAACGGUGGACCUUUGGGCAAUGUCGGUCUAGUGAGCGCUGGAGCUACUUCCAUCGACAUUGGACCAACUUGCUGUCCUUGCCAACAAGGUCCUGCUGGCCCUCCUGGUCCACCGGGAGACGAUGGACAUCCAGGAAACGAUGGGCAAGCUGGUGCACAUGGUGCCCCAGGAAAGGAAGGUUCCGUGCUCUCAUCGGCUCUUCCUCCUCAAGAACCAUGCAUCAUCUGCCCAAUGGGACCACCAGGUGCAGUUGGAAUGCAAGGACCAAAAGGACCACCUGGACCAAAAGGCAAAUCUCAAGAUCGCGCCGCCGAUGGAAAACCAGGAGAGCCAGGAAUGAUUGGUCCACCAGGGCCACCCGGAACCGUUGGAGAACCCGGUCCUCCUGGACCACAAGGACAACCUGGACGUGUUAUUCAGGUUAAUGGAGCUGCUGGCCCGGCUGGUCCUCCAGGACCUAAGGGACCACCUGGACCCAAAGGAUUGCCCGGAGUCAACGGAGUUAAUGAAGUUGGUGAACAGGGACCAGUUGGUGCUCCAGGUAAUCCAGGACCAGCUGGCGCUCCUGGACCACAGGGACCACAGGGACCAAUGGGACCAUUUGGAGAAGAAGGCUCAUGCGACCACUGUCCUGAGCCCCGUACACCACCUGGCUAUUAA